Messenger RNA from Plasmodium inui San Antonio 1, 1569 nucleotides. RefSeq lists its product as hypothetical. Bases 1 to 1569 code for a protein of 522 amino acids. The transcript has a single exon. NCBI's taxonomy places the organism in Eukaryota, Apicomplexa, Aconoidasida, Haemosporida, Plasmodiidae. The record is from RefSeq and is a predicted model, not a curated record.
AUGCACAGCGCGCUGCUAAAAAACGUGCACGGCCAGCUGUGCAGAGGCCGAAAUGGCAGUGGUAAGUACUGUCAGCAGUUGGUGCGGUUGAACCCAACGGAGGGGGCGCCCCUCGGCGCCAGGGGGGUUAGCUCGGUAGGGGGUCACACUCGAAGCUACGCUGGCAGAUACACUGGAAGUUACCCUGGAAACUACACUCGCAACGACCCACGCGACUGCGCUGAGCACCAUGCUUCCCCCUACACAUGGCACCUCACAGCUGACUCCUCAUUUUUUCGCCGCACAAACCGUUCCUCCGCCACCUGGAGCGGGAACUCCCACGCGUUUGGAACGUAUGGCGAAUGUUAUGGCAUUCUUCGAGUAGGGACACACAAAUUGCAGCACACCAUGAUGGCAAAGAAUGUUGCCUUCUCCACGGGCACGAAGAGCAAAAAGACUGGAAAAGGCGCAGAGGAGAAAAAAAACACUACUAAACAGUAUGAAGUAGAUAGCGAUAGUGUGAUGAAAGAUUCCCUUAGUGAAGAAAUAAAAGAGGCAACUGGGAAAGAAGGAGAUCAUUCUGAAGCUACAGAAAAUAUAGGGGAAAAAAAAAAAAAAUCCAAACUGAAGUUAAUAAUGUUCCCGUUCAGCAUCGCCUUCGGAGCAUACGUCAUGUACAAAGUGUAUCAGAAUGACAUGAAUCUGUCCAAAGCUGAAGAGAGCAUCAUUAAAGAUUUGGUUCACCUCAUUUACACUUACGAGGAAAAAAUGAGCAAAAGUAAUUCCAAGUUCGUGACUUGCUUGAGUGAAAAAUUAAACAAGCAGAUAGCAAUGUACUUCCUUCAGUUGGAUGCGGAUAAGAGCUCAGGUUUCCUGAUCAGUGACGCGCUCUCCUUCUUAAAUGACCUGAACAUAAAAGAAGAUAACACCAUUGUAAAAAGUUUUAUAAAAAGUGGGGUCGGAAAGAACAUCGAAAUGAAGAAGUUGUCUGGCUGUUCUCUACAACAGUUCGCGGAGCUACUGGAAAGCCUAAUUCUCGUGAGCAAAACGAAACAACAAAAUGGGUCAUCACAAGACACACUCCAAACGGGUACCAACCAGGAGAACUACUACCUCAAUAUACUGCAGAGGUAUUUAGACGCCCUACUCUACAUCGUCAAGACGUCCGACUUAUAUUUGUACGUCCAAAUGAAGAAGAACGCGGUAUCAUCAUCAUCCUCUGCCUCUUCUCCCCAAGAGGGUCAGCAAGAAGAACAGACAGACGAUUUAGAAAUUGCUAUCCUUAAUAAGCUCACCAAGUACAAUGACAAAUAUGUACAAAAGAAGAAUCUCACUCUGGAUUACUUGUUAAGCAAAGAGGAGUUAUCUAAGUUUAGACAAAAUGCCAACCUGACCAGGAAGGAAGAAGAGAAGGAGUUACUCCUCAUCGAGAAAAAAAAAUUGGAAGAGAAAAUCCAGCUGCUGUUGAAACUACAAGCGAAAAAGACCUUAACAGAAACGGAGGUUAAGCGGCUACAAGAUUUGAAGGCAAAACUGAGGAACGUCAAAUAUACAAUAAAGAAAGAGGAGCUGAAGAAGUACUUCCAGUGA